AUGAGUGACAACCAGGACACAUCAGAGGCUGAGGAGGAAGACGCCACUCCGUCCGGGAGCGCGACCUUGCCGCUCCGGCCGCCGAGCGACCGCCUCCCUUGCAACAAGAGCAGCGUGUGCUCGCGCUCCUACUUCGUGGUGGUGAUGGUGUUUUUUCACGUAUACAUCAUUAAUGUUAUAGCACUGCUAUUUUACGUGCACUAUAACAGCGGGCAGGAAGAUGCCAACCCGAGUCGUGAUGCUCCGAGCAGUAACCACCAGCAGCAGCACCCCGAGUCGCGACGUCCGCCAUCAAAGCCGGAGUUUCUGCGUGAUGUUUCCCUCACGAGAAUCGAGGGGAUAAGGGUGGGACAUGUCCAGAAGGUGUCGCUGGUGCCGAGCAAAGUGCAUGAAAUGCGGACUCUGAGUCUGAAGCCACUGCUGUUCGAGAUCCCCGGGUUCUUGUCGGAGGAUGAGUGCCGUGUGGUGACGCAACUUGCACAGCUCAAGGGUCUAAUGGAGAGUCAGCUAAUGGUGCAAGACGGCCAGGAUGAGCUGGCCAAGGAGCUCAACCUCGGCCCAGAGGAGAUCUUCAACCUUCUUGAUAUCAACCAGGAUGGACAGUUGCAGCUCCAUGAGAUACUGACUCAUUAUCGAGUGAGGGACGGCAUCUGGCUCACGCCGGAGAAUCUGCGAGAAAUCUAUGCUGGGCUCAAAGCUGACGAGGACGGUAAUGGUUUGCUGAGUCUAGAAGAGUUCAGGCUUCUGAGCAAUGACGCCUUCCAGCGCUUCCUGCUGCAGCGAGGGGUGAAGAGGAGUCAGCUGGUGAGGAACAGCAGACACACCUGGCUGUAUCAGGGCAAAGGAGCACAUCAGGUCCUCCAAGACAUCAAGGCGAGGGUGACUCGUCUCACUCGGCUCCCACCCGCAUUAGUGGACCUCAGUGAGCCCCUCCAGGUGGUUCGCUAUGAGGAGGGAGGACACUACCACGCCCACCACGACAGCGGCCCUGUGUAUCCUGAGACCGCAUGCACACACACGCGCCUCGCGUCGAACACCUCCACUCCUUUUGAGACGUCUUGCAGGUACAUCACAGUUCUCUUCUACCUGAACUCUUGUAGGGGGGGUGGGGAGACCGCAUUCCCAGUGGCAGACAACAGGACCUAUGAUGAAGUGUCUCUCAUACAGAAUGACGUUGAUCUUUUGGACACCAGAAGGAAUUGUGACAAGAGCAACCUCAAGGUGAAGCCUACCAAAGGGACAGCUGUUUUCUGGUACAACUACCUUUCUGAUGGAAAAGGAUGGGUGGGAGAGCAGGAUGAAUAUGCUCUGCAUGGAGGCUGUGUGGUCACCCAUGGCACUAAGUGGGUUGCAAAUAAAUGGAUAAACAUUGAUCCGGAUUACCAGCGGCAGGCUCGCUAUCAGAAGCUGGUUUCACAGCAGCCAGAGGAUGAAGAUGAUGAAGGUCUGACUCUGAAUCCAGACCUACAGAGUUCUGAUGUCCAUCAAGAGUUGUAG
Molecule: messenger RNA, 1497 nt
Organism: Cyclopterus lumpus (lumpfish)
Lineage: Eukaryota; Metazoa; Chordata; Actinopteri; Perciformes; Cyclopteridae
Gene: p4htm
Product: prolyl 4-hydroxylase, transmembrane (endoplasmic reticulum)
Biological process (GO): peptidyl-proline hydroxylation to 4-hydroxy-L-proline
Cellular component (GO): endoplasmic reticulum
Molecular function (GO): L-ascorbic acid binding; procollagen-proline 4-dioxygenase activity; iron ion binding
Source: RefSeq, a predicted model, not a curated record